AUGGCAACAGCAGCACCCAACCCGUCCACUUCCUCGUCGUCCAAGCCCGAGCGAGCUCCGAUGCCCACGCGGAACCCGCUCCCUCUAUCAUCCGGCCAGGAACAGCAAGUCCGGGAACUAUACUACAAAAAAGUCCGGCGGGCAUGCGCGGAAGAGAUUCGAGAAUUCGCUACAUGCGCGCUGAACCGCACUAUCAGCGCAACAUGGGCAUGCCGGGACCAACGCCGGACCAUGAACUCCUGCAUGAUUGCCCACGCGACGCGCGAAAUGGAGGACGAGGCGCGCGAGGAAUGGUUCGCGACGAGAAUACAGCGCCAGCGAGCGCGCGAAGAAAAGGAGAAGAAGCGGAUCGAGCAGGAGAAGUUUCAUCGGGAAUGGUGGGGUCUGCCUUCCGCUGAGCAGGAAGCUCAAACGCGCGAGAAAGCCAAGACAGAAAAGGAAACGAAGAGAUAA
Xylona heveae TC161 is the source of this 453-nucleotide messenger RNA. RefSeq lists its product as hypothetical. Bases 1 to 453 code for a protein of 150 amino acids. Gene Ontology annotation, cellular component: mitochondrion. NCBI's taxonomy places the organism in Eukaryota, Fungi, Ascomycota, Xylonomycetes, Xylonales, Xylonaceae. The transcript is spliced from 2 exons. The record is from RefSeq and is a predicted model, not a curated record.